GCGGGGCCCGCAAAACUCGGGGCGUGGCGGCAGCUGUGGUAGCAGCCAUGGCGGCCGUGUCGAGGCCGCUUCGCCUGCAGCGGUACGUGGUGUCGCCGGCUGGGAGGCACAGCGCCUCCCUGAUUUUCCUGCACGGCUCAGGUGAUUCUGGACAAGGAUUGAGAAGGUGGAUCAAGCAGGUUUUAAAUCAGGAUUUAACAUUCCAACACAUAAAAAUCAUUUAUCCAACAGCUCCUCCCAGACCAUAUACUCCUAUGAAAGGAGGAAUCUCCAACGUAUGGUUUGACAGAUAUAAAAUAUCGAACGACUGCCCAGAGCACCUUGAGUCAAUUGACAUAAUGUGUCAGAUGCUUACAGAUUUGAUUAAUGAUGAAGUAAGAAGUGGCAUUCAGAAGAAUAGGAUAUUAUUGGGAGGAUUUUCUAUGGGAGGCUGCAUGGCGAUGCAUUUAGCGUAUAGAAAGCACCGGGAUGUGGCCGGCGUCUUUGCGCUUUCUAGUUUUCUGAAUAAAGAAUCUGCUGUUUACCAGGCUCUGCGGACGCAGGAGGGCGAGCUCCCCGAGCUGUUCCAGUGCCAUGGGACUGCCGACGAGCUGGUCCUCCACGCCUGGGCGGCGGAGACGAGCGCCACGCUGCGGGCCCUGGGGGUGCGCGCGGACCUGCACAGCUUCCCCGGGCUCUACCACGAGCUCAGCCCUGGGGAGCUGGAGAGGCUGCGGGCCUGGGUCCUCACCAAGCUCCCGGCAGGAACGGGAGGACACGCAAGUGAAGCGGGGGACGUGCGCGCGCAUGGCGUGUCUUUCUGAGGAGCGACUUUGACUGCCAAAGUAUCAUCUGAUCAGUGACUAUUAAAAUACUAUGAAAUA
This is a messenger RNA of Pteronotus mesoamericanus, 863 nucleotides long. RefSeq names its product lysophospholipase like 1 (gene LYPLAL1). The transcript has 5 exons. NCBI's taxonomy places the organism in Eukaryota, Metazoa, Chordata, Mammalia, Chiroptera, Mormoopidae. The record is from RefSeq and is a predicted model, not a curated record. The coding region runs from base 48 to 803 and encodes 251 amino acids. Gene Ontology annotation, cellular component: cytoplasm. Gene Ontology annotation, biological process: protein depalmitoylation. Gene Ontology annotation, molecular function: palmitoyl-(protein) hydrolase activity; carboxylic ester hydrolase activity.